AUGAAGCCUUCUUUGCCGCUUCUGUGUCACCUCUGGCUGUUCAGCUUCAUGCCUCUCUCAUGGGCAUCAGACUCAGGACAAGGCACCUCCAGCCUAACUUGUUGGUAUGACUCGCGGGCAGCUCUAUUCUGCGACUGGAACCCAGGCAGGGACCUGGCUGAAUCACCAUGCCAGCUGGAGAUUUUAUCGAAUUUAGGAUUUUGUGACAGUUCACUGGCAUUAUCCUGCUUAAAACCUAGGUUAUCUGAAAAAUUAAAGGAGUACUGUGAAUUACCCAGGGCAGAACACAUGACAGGACUGAGGAGAUGCAUCAAGGCCUUCAGCAAAAACAGUAAUACUCAGUGCUUCACCACUGCAGACCGUCUUACCGUGUCUGUCCAUUGCCAGAUUGGAGAGAAUAAGACUAUACCUGUGCAAAUAGAAGAUUUCAGUCCACUUAGAAAUAUAAAGCUGCGGCCUCCGGGAAAUCUUCAGAUGGUUAGUGAAACUAAAAACAAGUACAACUUAACAUGGAGCCUGAACAUUUCCUCUCACUAUUUGGAUGGGGAGCGGAAAUACGAAGUGCGGUACCGAACCACAAGUCAGUCCUGGGAGGAUGCCAACAACCUCACCAUUGAGUAUGACAAGAUGUGGGUGGUGUUUGAGAACCUCUUACCUGACUUGAAAUAUGAGGCAUCUGUCCGUGCAAGACCAAGCACCUCAAGUAUCUGCAAAGGCGUCUGGAGCGACUGGAGCGAGACGAUACUGUGGAGGACACAUGCUGACCAUAGAGAAACAUCCCGUCCAGUCCUGCCAGCUCUUAUAGUGAGCACUUGCAUCUUCGUGAUCAUUGGGACUGCCUUCCUUAUUAACUUACGGACCCUGAAAUGGUUUAAGAAGAUCCUGAAGAUUCACAUCCCAGACCCUGAGAAGUUCUUUCCCCCACUCGUUUCGGUUCACGGAGGUGACAUUCAGAAAUGGCUCUCCUCCCCAUUCUCCACAUCCUCUUACUGUGUGAACACCACAACCCCAGAGAUCUCCAUGCUCGAGGUGAUGCAGAAGAAUGACCAGGAAUCACAAUUUCUACUCUCCAAGGGAACCCUGACUCCUGAUCCUCCCUUAGAAACCAGUGGGCACUCUGUAUCCAGCUGCUUCACCAACCAAGGCUACUUCUUCUUCCACCUUCCUAACUCCUUUGAGAUCGAGCCCUGUCAGGUCUACUUCACCUACGAGCCUUUCACCCAAGAGGGCAGUGGCAGUGAGGAUGGCGAGUCUUACCACGCUCUCCCUUCCCCAGACCUCUGCACACUGGCAGAGGACAUGCCCGUGUUGUCCCACAACUUCCUUCAUUGUAUUAAGGCGACCCAGGGAUUCCAAAACAAGUCCUUCACGGUAGAGACAGAAGGUGAAGUCCAGCAGACCAUGGCUAUUUCUGGGGCUUUCCGGGCAAGUGAAGGCACCUCACCAACACCAGGUCUGAAACAGGAUGAAAAGGUGAUGGACAAAGCAGCUUUACCGCUUGCUGAGCCGCUAUGCCAGCUGGACACGGAACUUCCUGACCCACCGGACCUGCGUGACAGCAACACUAUGGAUGUAACGGAGAGGAGUGGGAAGGCAGGCCCUCCGAUUGAGCCCUGUACACCAGCAGCACAUGCUAACUCUUCUUUCUGUCAGCCUCCACCUGUCAGGCAAAGCCAGGAUGAGGAUACGUGCAGAACAGCCUUCUCUAGCCAGGUCCCAAACACUGGUGCCUACCUUUCCCUGAGGGACCUCCAAAGCCAGUACCACCAUUGCUCUGCCUAG
Molecule: messenger RNA, 1782 nt
Organism: Eurypyga helias (sunbittern)
Lineage: Eukaryota; Metazoa; Chordata; Aves; Eurypygiformes; Eurypygidae
Gene: IL2RB
Product: interleukin 2 receptor, beta
Exons: 10
Coding region: 1-1782 (593 amino acids)
Biological process (GO): immunoglobulin mediated immune response; cytokine-mediated signaling pathway
Cellular component (GO): membrane; external side of plasma membrane
Molecular function (GO): cytokine receptor activity; protein binding
Source: RefSeq, a predicted model, not a curated record